Parathielavia appendiculata is the source of this 1014-nucleotide messenger RNA. RefSeq names its product DUF689-domain-containing protein. Gene Ontology annotation, cellular component: cytoplasm. The transcript is spliced from 3 exons. Lineage: Eukaryota; Fungi; Ascomycota; Sordariomycetes; Sordariales; Chaetomiaceae. The record is from RefSeq and is a predicted model, not a curated record. Gene Ontology annotation, biological process: iron-sulfur cluster assembly. Gene Ontology annotation, molecular function: iron-sulfur cluster binding. Bases 1 to 1014 code for a protein of 337 amino acids.
AUGCCUCCUCCGGCGCUAGACCUCUCCCCGGACUUCAACCCCACCACCACCACCACCACCACCACCACCAAUGCCUCGACAACAACAUCAAUCACAAAACAACGAACCCUCCUCCUUGCGCCGCCCUCCCUCGCAGCCCGAGAGGACCGCCUCAGCGCGCUCUUUGCGACUCACCCACGCGCCACCACCGACCUGCAGAUGCUCGACCGCCUGGCCGCGGGCCUCGUCGCCUUGCCGCGCACCACCUACGACCUGGUACUGGUCCUGACCGACCCCGACGGCUCACGCCGGGCUGAAGCCUUUUCGCUGCUUCGUGACAGGAAUGUCUGGGCGCGGUUGGUGCCUGCUAUCAAGGCCGGAGGCCGGGUGAGGAGCGAGGAUGAGAGUUUGAGUGCCGGUGGUGGCGGUGGUGUCGAAUGGCGGGAGGCGGUGCUGGCUGGGUUGGUUGCUUUCACGGACGGAGAGGGUGGUGGGUUUGUCAAGCCGGAGUAUGAGGAGGAGGCGGUCGUGCCGCUGCGGUUGGGGCUGGGGAAGAGGAAGAUGGAGGGGAAUGGUGGUGUGGCUGCUACACCUGCGCCUGCGACGGUCGGGGUGGGGUUUGUGGACUUCAGUGACGAUUUGAAUUUGGAUGCCGAGGAUGACGAUAAUGUAAUUGACGAGGAGACUCUGCUCACGGAGGAGGACAUGCGGCGGCCGAUCCAACAGCCGCCCGAGUGUGCGCCGCAGCCGGGCAAGAAGCGGCGGGCCUGCAAGGACUGCACUUGCGGCCUGGCAGCGAGACUGGAAGCCGAGGACAAGGCGCGGCGCGCCAAGGCGAACGACGGCCUGAACACGCUGAAGCUGAAGUCGGAGGACCUCAAUGAGCUCGACUUUACGGUCCAGGGCAAGACUGGGUCCUGCGGCAGCUGCUACCUAGGCGAUGCAUUUCGGUGCGCCGACUGUCCAUACAUUGGUCUGCCGGCAUUCAAACCCGGCGAAGAAGUCAAGAUUCUCAACAACGCUGUCCAGCUUUGA